UUUCAGCUUCCGCUAGCCUCCCCAGACCCAGCCCGGCCACUUCCUGAGUAAUUUCCUGUCUUUUUCUCUCCUACUUGAUUUAUUUUUGCAGCCCCGGGGCUGCACCCGGGCUUUGUGUGCGCUCGGCAAGCACUCCACCAUGCUGCCUUGUUAUUUUUAAAGCAACUACAAAAAAAGAACACAGGGUAACUAUAGGCUGCCCGGCUGUCACUCAGGGAGGACUUUUAAGGCAGCGGCUCUCCCACUGUGGGAAAAGCCACUAGGGUGUCGGGAGCUCCUCGGUAGUGAGAGAGCCGCAGGCCGAGUUUGCAGCAAGACGCUGCCUGCCAUUCGGAGCGAGCACCCAGCUUGCAAGUCAGAGCAGGAAAGCCUGGGCCAGCCGCGAGCCGGAGACCUCCCCGUCUGUCCCCGGGACAGCCUAACUUGGUGCUUGGUGCGCGCGGAGUUUGGGCCCUGGAGGCUGAGCCGGGCUCAGAUGCUGAGGAGGCUUGGGCGAGUCUGAGUCGCCCUGAGGUCCAAAGCGCACCCAGAGGAGCUGCAGUUUGUGCUGGCCGCACUGCUCCGACGCCGUCACUUCUUGCAGGACCGGGACAGAGCGCGGACAUGCUGCCCGGGCACCGCGUGUGGACGUGCGCGGCCGUGGCGCUUGGACUGGCCCUGGCCCUGAAGACGUCUGCCGGCAGCGAUGCCCCCCGGCCCCGGCCCAACUUUCUCCUCCUCAUGGCGGACGACCUCGGCAUUGGGGACGUCGGCUGCUACGGCAACACCACCAUAAGGACUCCGAACAUUGACCAGCUUGCGGAAGACGGGGUGAAGCUGACCCACCACAUUGCCGCAGCAUCCGUGUGCACCCCGAGCCGUGCUGCUUUUCUGACGGGGAGAUACCCUAUCCGCUCAGGUAUGAUUUCCUACAAUGGUUACCGUGUUGUUCAGUGGGCCGGGGCUGCUGGGGGCCUCCCACCCGGAGAGAUAACUUUUGCAAAAAUAUUGAAAGAAAGAGGCUAUACCACAGGACUGAUAGGAAAAUGGCACCUGGGGCUGAACUGCAGGUCCCCCCGCGAUCACUGCCACCACCCGCUCAGCCACGGGUUCGACCACUUCUACGGAAUGCCGUUCAGCCUCAUGGGCGACUGCCUGCGGUGGGAGCUCUCCGAGAAGCGCGUCGGCCUGCAGCACAAGCUCGGCCUCUGCUUCCACAUCCUGGCCUUCGCCGCUGUCACGCUGGCUGCCGGGAGGCUCACUCACCUGCUCCCCAUCUCCUGGGUGCCCGCCGUCUUGGUUGCCCUCUUGGCCGCGGUGGUCUUCUUGAUUUCCCACUUCCUGGGGGACCUGCUGGUGCACGCGGACUGCUUUCUCAUGAGAAACCACGCGAUCACGGAGCAGCCCAUGCGCUUUGAGAGAACGACCUCUCUCUUGCUGGAGGAGGUCUCGUCCUUUCUGAAAAGGAACAAGGACGGGCCGUUCCUCCUCUUUGUGUCCUUUCUCCAUGUCCACAUCCCGCUGGUCACCACCAAGGACUUCCUGGGGAGGAGCCAGCAUGGGCUCUACGGGGACAAUGUGGAGGAGAUGGACUGGAUGGUCGGUCGGAUCCUGGGCAGCCUGGAGGAAGAAGGACUCAGUGGCAGCACCCUGGUGUACUUCACAUCUGACCAUGGGGGGUCCCUGGAGUCUCAGCUUGGGGGCCACCAGUACGGAGGCUGGAAUGGGGUCCACAAAGGCGGCAAAGGCAUGGGGGGCUGGGAGGGCGGCAUCCGCGUGCCUGGGCUCCUGCACUGGCCCGGGGUGCUGCCCGCCGGCCGAGUGAUCCCCGAGCCCACCAGCCUCAUGGACAUCUUCCCCACCGUGGUGCGGCUGGCGGGCGGCCAGGUGCCGCAGGACAGAGUCAUCGACGGGCACGACCUGUGGCCCUUGCUGCGGGGAACGGCCGGGCACUCGGAGCACGAGUUCCUCUUCCACUAUUGUGAGCACCUGGUGCACGCGGCCCGGUGGAACCAGCGUGAGGCAGGAGGAAGAGUGUGGAAGGUCCACUUCAUGACACCGGUCUUCCAGCCAGAGGGAGCGGGUGCCUGCUACGGGAGAGGGGUCUGCCCCUGCUCGGGGGACAACGUCACCCGGCACGACCCGCCUCUGCUCUUCGACCUCGAGAGGGACCCGGGGGAGCGCCAGGUCCUCACGCCCGACACGGAGCCAGCAUUCCACGCGGUGGUGUCCAGGCUGCGGCGGGAGGUGGAGGCACACCGGCGGGAGCUCAAGCACGACGUCUUCCAGCAGCUGGGCACCUACCUCAACACCUGGCGGCCCUGGCUGCAGCCCUGCUGCGGCACCUUCCCCCUCUGCUGGUGCAGCCCGCAAGAGGACCCCCGAUAGACUACUGACACCCGCGCCGUGCCGUCGGCAAACUCUCGUCCAAAGCAGCCGUCCGGGUGCGGAGCCUGCUUGGCAGAACCAGGAAAGCGUGGUCCUAGUAAAACAGUACGAGCCCGAGGAAACUGCAGGGCACAGCUCACACCAAAUAAAAUGCACAGUGUCCUGGUCACAGGGGCAGUCAACCAUC
Molecule: messenger RNA, 2554 nt
Organism: Chinchilla lanigera (long-tailed chinchilla)
Lineage: Eukaryota; Metazoa; Chordata; Mammalia; Rodentia; Chinchillidae
Gene: Arsl
Product: arylsulfatase E (chondrodysplasia punctata 1)
Exons: 11
Coding region: 604-2367 (587 amino acids)
Molecular function (GO): arylsulfatase activity
Source: RefSeq, a predicted model, not a curated record